Messenger RNA from Mycena indigotica, 549 nucleotides. RefSeq names its product CCHC-type domain-containing protein. The record is from RefSeq and is a predicted model, not a curated record. The transcript is spliced from 4 exons. NCBI's taxonomy places the organism in Eukaryota, Fungi, Basidiomycota, Agaricomycetes, Agaricales, Mycenaceae.
CUGGCGCUCCGAGAAGUCCACACCGUGAGCGCCAAAGCCCGGCGGCUUUCCCUUCACGGCGGACUUCAUGGUGGACGUUGUGGGGCAGUCUCGGGCCAGAUGCCCGAUUUCUCCACAGACAUACGGCGCUCUUUCAGCGCGUCUGGCUUCGUCGCAAGCUCGACCGACGCAGCGCGAAGCUGCUCAUUCUGUGAGUCAGCCCGCGGCUUGUCGGACUCAACGCGCCCUCCGUGGCCUCGCCUACGGUUGCGGCUUCGCCUUCUCAUUGUCCAGGGCAUCGGACGCGGGCGAUUCCGGCUCAAUACUGAGCAGGAUCUCGGCGUCCUCAGCCGCUUGGACAACGUCGUCCCAGGGGGCGGUCUCGGGGUCGAGCCUUUGGCGGUACAUCUCGCGCUGGAUGUCCGGCUUCAAGGUCGUUUCGAACUCAGCAGUGUAUUCGAUAACAGGUGCGUCUUUCUGCACCAUCCGAUUCAACUUGUCGCGCAUCUUGAUGCGGAAAUUCAUAGGGAAGCAAAACUCGAACAAUCCCCAGAAGAAGUCGCGAAGUGA